Messenger RNA from Lolium rigidum, 980 nucleotides. Its product is annotated as vacuolar protein sorting-associated protein 2 homolog 2. The record is from RefSeq and is a predicted model, not a curated record. The transcript has 11 exons. Gene Ontology annotation, biological process: endosome transport via multivesicular body sorting pathway; late endosome to vacuole transport; protein transport. NCBI's taxonomy places the organism in Eukaryota, Viridiplantae, Streptophyta, Magnoliopsida, Poales, Poaceae. Gene Ontology annotation, cellular component: ESCRT III complex; multivesicular body. The coding region runs from base 71 to 760 and encodes 229 amino acids.
AAGGCAGGCGCGGCGCCUCUCUCCACUCCCAAAUCUGCCGGCUGCGCUCGAGCGAUCUACAGCAGCAGCCAUGAACAUCUUCAAGAAGAAGGUCGACCCCAAAGAGGCUCUGAGGACUAGCAAGCGGGAGAUGUCAGUCGCCACAAGAGGAGUCGAGCGAGAGAUUGGCUCCCUGCAAAUGGAGGAGAAGAAGCUGGUUGCUGAGAUUAAGAAGACUGCUAAGACUGGAAAUGAAGCGGCAACCAAAAUUCUAGCUCGGCAAUUAGUCAGGCUUAGACAACAAAUUGUCAAUUUACAAGGUACACGGGCACAGAUACGUGGAGUAGCUACUCACACACAGGCAAUGUAUGCCGGAACUUCAAUAUCUGCUGGAAUGAAAGGCGCAAGCAAAGCGAUGGCAGCAAUGAAUAAGCAAAUGGAACCGCAAAAGCAGAUGAAGGUCAUGAGAGAAUUCCAGAAGCAAUCAACUCAACUGGACAUGACGCUCGAGAUGAUGUCUGAUGCCAUCGACGAAACACUAGACAAAGAUGAGGCUGAAGAGGAAACAGAAGAGCUCACGAACCAGGUUCUGGAUGAGAUUGGAGUUGAUGUGGCUUCUCAGCUCUCUUCCGCACCUAAAGGCCGCAUUGGAGCUAGUAACAAGAAAGCCGAGAACAACCAAGCACGGAAUGUGGCUCCAGCGAGAAGUGUGACACCUGAAUCAGAUGCUGCUGAAGUUGAUGACCUGGAGAGGAGACUGGCAUCUCUUCGCCGCAUCUGAAGCUGCUGAAAUCUUCGCCGUAUCUGAAGCUGCUGAAAGAAAGACCUGGAGAGGAGACUGGCAACUCUUCACCGCAUCUGAAGCCGCUGAAAGAAAGAUUAUACCGUACCUUAUAUAUGUAAAUGUGUUUACUGAUGGAUUGUUUCCAAAUGUGCUGGUAGCUUAAUAUUGUACACUGGAAAACAGGCUACAAGUGAUGUAAUAGAACCUGAAUUUUCCA